This is a messenger RNA of Laccaria bicolor S238N-H82, 1275 nucleotides long. RefSeq lists its product as uncharacterized. The transcript is spliced from 12 exons. Bases 1 to 1275 code for a protein of 424 amino acids. NCBI's taxonomy places the organism in Eukaryota, Fungi, Basidiomycota, Agaricomycetes, Agaricales, Hydnangiaceae. The record is from RefSeq and is a predicted model, not a curated record.
AUGAGGAGAGGACAAAAGUCACAAUACCAUGACCACAACCUAGGGUUGCAGGUCGUAAGAUCCUCGAUUCCCAUCCCAGCUAUUUGCUGGGACUGGUACGAUGGCAAGCGCGAGACAGCGUGCUUGACGGGUCACCUCUCUACCACCUACCAUCGCGAAGCAAUACGGAUGGCGUCCAGUUCUCCGCAUUCAGCGAUACUUGAAGAGUUCAUAACCCUUGAAGAGGAUUUCGAAGGCAGCGUUUCGCCAAGACGCACAAAGAGAAUGAUCACUCUCAAUAGGGUUGUUAAAGAGGCGACGACAACGCCAGAGGAUGUCAAGAAAGGAUUUACGAAACUUAUUCUUGCCUUCAAAUUACCUGCCAUUACUGAUCCCGAGCAUUCAAAUCUAGAUCUUUCACAAUUUGUAACCCGAAUGAGGCACUCUCUCAAUGUAUUCAUGACCUACAUGGUUAAACCGUCCAAAGAAAUCAUUCGUGAUGAAGGGCGCUUGACUGGCUUGUUGUGUUUCGCUCCAACCUUUGUCUCGUUGGAACAAAAGAAACAUGGUCUCCCCUCUUCACGCAACCCUCGAUAUGCCGCAGAUCGUCUUCGAUGGGUCCCUGCAGUUACACAUUAUAUAACAACAAACUUGGACGUUGGUUUGCUGUCAAGUACCGACUCACCUCUCCAUUCGAAGGGAAUUAUGGAAACAUACUUUCAGCCCGCUGCUGCCAACUACCACACUCCUCCUGUUCACCCCCAGCAACGACAGCGGGGAUACCGUAUUUGCGACCAAUGCCGUACUCCAGAGACCCAGUCUCUUAAGUUCCGCCUAUGUGGAGGUUGUCUGGUGACCCAAUAUUGCCACACCGCGUCAGUAUCCAAAGCCGCCAUUGCCGCUGCGUCUUCCUCCCCAGCCGCAGACGAACACCUCGCGAAGAACCUCCGGAAGUUCGCUUCUGCCCAUACGGCGUUGUUGGGGUGGGCUGGUUUCCAGGCAUUGCAACUCAAACGUGUCCCGGCAAAUAUUAGGCAAAACGCGUUGCUCAUUGACUUGAGCUACCAUCCUCACGCCGAGUCUCAUCGUCGGUAUAGCGGGGGCAUUGGCACACUCGUCGUCAUUAUCCAAUGUGGCGGUGUCUCCCAAGUUAUGCCCGUUGAAGUCGAUCCGCCUGCAAAGAUUACGUGGGACUCGAGGGACGAUUGGGCGAGUGUGCUUGCGCACUUUGUGGAGAGCGGAAGGACGGAUUUCAAGCCGAUAUCGACCACUUCAAGGGGGGUGUAUUAUGGAUGA